AUGAUGGAUAAUGUGUUUCAUAAAUGUAGACUGUGUUUAAAGCUCGGUGAUUUCUGCUCAAUAUUCGAACAAGAUGACUCCAUUAAAUUGUCUGAAAUGGUUAUGUCUUUUGCAAAUAUUCAAAUAUGUGAAGGGGAUGGACUCUCUGACCGUGUAUGUACAUCUUGUAUUGAAAAUUUAAGUACAGCCUAUUUAUUCAAACUUCAAUGUGAGAGAAUAGAUGCACUACUUAGAAAAUGCCCAGAUGCCCAAAUUGACAAACCAGAAGUGUCGGGUUACGAUGCAUUUUUCAAUACUGAAUUUCAUAUGCAUACUGUGUAUGGUUCUGUAGAGGGUGAUAAUGAUCAAAACACAGUAAAGGAUGCAAAUACAGAGUCACCUGGAAACGGAUUAGAAGUAAGUGAUGAGACAGAUAGUGAUAUUGAUUCUAUUAAGUGUGCACACUGUAGUCAAUCUUACGGACAUCAAGGUGCCCAUCUAUGUAACGUCACUUGCACUAUAGAACAUAACAAUUUGCAAAGAUCUAGCAGCAAUGAGACCCUUGUUGCAUCAGACUUACCACCUACACCCCUUCCACCACCGGUCGAGAACAUCAAACCAGUUUUGCCACUUAAUGUUGAAACAGAGACAGUUUAUGUGUCAUGUGUAUUGUGUGAUAACAAAUACACUGAAUAUGAUGACUAUGUCAUCCAUAUAAAUAAGUGUACAACAAACGUCAAAUUGCACCAUUAUGUUUGUCCGGUAUGCCAUGAAAUAUAUUCUGGUAAGUUGGAAUAUUUGGAACAUUUGAAAGAGGUCCAUUUUAAAAUUGAAGAACAGCUCAGUGAUGGAGUAGAUGUGGUUGACAGUUUCACUGCUAUCUAUGAGAAGAGUAGGAAACCAAAAUCUGUACGCCGUCAAAUAGGUUGGUCUGUUGAAGAUAUAUACCAAGAAAUUGAUUGUAAAAGGGUAGAAGAUAAACAAACACCAACAACCAGUCCAAUAAAAUCAUUUUUCUCUAAGUUUGGGAACGAGUCUUUUAGUAGGCAGAGCACUCCAAAAAGAGUGAGUUUUCGCAAACUGAUUGAAACUGGCAAAGCCAAAACAUCCAAUUACAUUCCUUUUAAAAAGUAUAUACAAAACUAUAAACAGAAAAAAAAGGUUGAUAGCUAUAGCCCCAUAAAUGGCAAAAUGCAAUCCUCCAGUAAGAUCCGACUUUCAUUGCCUGGAGGCACAUCAGACAGUGAUUAUGGUACUGUCAGUGGAACAUCUGAAGAAUCAUGGAGAAUGAAGCAAAAUCUAAUAUGCGCUUGUGACAAGAAAGUUUUCAUGCUAUCUGAGUUUAUUCAUGAUCGGGAUAGAAUUGUGUCAAUGAUUCAUGAACUUGACGGUGUGGUAGCUGAGAACACAAAAAUGGAGAUGUUAGCAACUCAUUUUAUAUCGGUGAUGCCAAAUGACACAUUCACUGGCAUGAUGGUAUGUGCUCUAGCUACUGGCAAGUGGCUGCUGCACAUCAGUUUUAUAUAUGACAGUUUUAGAUGUAAAAAGUUCAUGGACGAAAGCAUUUAUGAAUGGAUGAAACAUCCAAAAAUACUGGAAAUAGACAACACUAGUGUGGAGGUGGCUAGAGCAGCUGUGUUUUGGCAUUUGGAAUUGCAAGCACUAAGUGCCAAAUUUCCGUUUGAGGGCAAACAGGUUGUUCUGAUCAUGCGGAAGAAAUAUCGCCAAUAUUACAACAUGAUCUUUAAAACCCUUAAAGCGAAACCCAUCACAUAUGACCCAAGAACUCCAGGUAGUUGCUGCUCUGCCGAUUAUUGUUUUGUGGAUAUGAAAAUUAUAGAAAGAGUAAAACUACGUUUCUUUGCACGGCAUGACGUUCCUGUAUUUCCAUAUCAAUAUAUACUUAUUUACCUCUUGAAAAGAGGCAAUGUAGAUGAUGAACACAAGUACUUACUGCAAGAGUGUAAAAGAAUACCUUCUCGAGACAAAGUAGAUUUUUUAAAUCUGACAUAUUGA
This is a messenger RNA of Diatraea saccharalis (sugarcane borer), 1995 nucleotides long. NCBI's taxonomy places the organism in Eukaryota, Metazoa, Arthropoda, Insecta, Lepidoptera, Crambidae. The record is from the annotation of a GenBank genome assembly.